AUGAUUGACCCAAUUGAUAAAAUUAUUGAAGAAACAUUUGUUUAUAAAAUUGACAUGCUUCAUAAUCUUUCUUUAUCAUCGAAUGCUUCAAUGAUUCGUUACGCUUUAGCAUAUAAAGACUUUAAUCCUAAUGAAAAAUAUCCUGAGGAAGAGAUAGAAUCAAGUUUUGAAUUAACGAAAAAGUAUUGGAAAUAUAAAAUUGAAUCAUAUAAGAAACAAGAUGAAAAAGCAGAAAGGGAUACUAAAAAUAAUGUUUCAAUGGAUGAUUUUCAAUACUAUCACGAUUUAAUCCUUUCAUCUAAAUGCAAAAUGUGUGGUAAAGCGUUUACAUAUGCAAAUAAACCAACAUUGGAUAGAAUCGAUAAUGAAAAACCACAUACUAAAGAAAAUUGUCAGUUAAUGUGUUGUUAUUGCAAUGUCGUAAAAUCAAAUAAAGAUGAAGAUGUUCAACGUUUAAGAAUCAAUUUAAGAAAUUAUGCAUUAAAAAAUAAUUUACCAAUGACUUUAGAUUCAGUUGAAGCUUAUCACAUUCUCCGUAAUGGAAUUACUGGUGGUUUAUCAAAUGUUCAACAUAGAGUAAAUCUUAAAGGAAUCACGCACAUUAAUA
Trichomonas vaginalis G3 is the source of this 607-nucleotide messenger RNA. Its product is annotated as DNA/RNA polymerase superfamily. The annotation marks the transcript as partial. NCBI's taxonomy places the organism in Eukaryota, Parabasalia, Trichomonadida, Trichomonadidae. The record is from RefSeq and is a predicted model, not a curated record. The transcript has a single exon.